This is a messenger RNA of Clonostachys rhizophaga, 828 nucleotides long. Lineage: Eukaryota; Fungi; Ascomycota; Sordariomycetes; Hypocreales; Bionectriaceae. The record is from the annotation of a GenBank genome assembly.
AUGGCUUCAGAACAGAAGAGCCCCAUCAGCCUAGAGUACAAAGGCCGUGUCGCCAUCAUCACCAUCGACAACCAACAGAAGCUCAAUGCUCUCAACCAAGCAGCCUACUACGACCUCGCGCAGAAGCUGCGAGAGAUUGCGACCCACGACGAGGUCUUCAUCACAGUCCUCCUCGCCAAGGGCCGCUACUUCUCAGCCGGCGCGGAUGUGACCAUCGCGAGAGCCACGCCCGCAGCCGGCGACGUGGACAUCCACAAGCACUGGCUCCAGAACUUCGUCGCCUUCAACCUCAACAUCACCCACGCCUUCAGCACCCACCCAAAAAUCCUCGUCGUCGGCCUCAACGGCCCCGUCGUCGGCCUCUCCGCCGCCAUCGUCGCCUUCGCCGACUUCAUCUACGCCGCACCCCACACCUUCCUCCUCACCCCCUUCUCCUCCCUCGGCCUCGUCGCAGAGGGCGGCGCCUCCCGCGCCCUCGUCCAGCGCCUCGGCCCCGCCCGCGCCAACGAGGCCCUCAUCAUGAGCCGCCGCAUCUCCGCCGACCAGCUCGUCCAGGCGGGGUUCGUCAACGCCAUCUUCGACGUGGAGAAGGGCGACGACGCAAGGUUCCACGAGCUCGUGCUCCGCGAGGUCGACGAGAGGCUGGGCGAGCACCUGAGCGGGUCCAGCCUGCUGGGGAUCAAGAAGCUGAUCCGCAGGCCGGAGCUCGAGGUCACCAACGAGCAGAACGUGCACGAGGUGUUUGCCGGGCUGGAGCGGUUCGUCCAGGGGAUCCCGCAGGAGGAGUUCCGCAAGAUCGCGAGCGGGGAGAAGAAGCAUAAGCUGUAG